Olea europaea var. sylvestris is the source of this 1056-nucleotide messenger RNA. RefSeq lists its product as uncharacterized. The transcript is spliced from 2 exons. Bases 21 to 464 code for a protein of 147 amino acids. NCBI's taxonomy places the organism in Eukaryota, Viridiplantae, Streptophyta, Magnoliopsida, Lamiales, Oleaceae. The record is from RefSeq and is a predicted model, not a curated record.
UGCUGAAUUGAUGCAUUUUAAUGUGUAGGAUCCUGAUUUGGUUGUUGAUCCAAUCAUUAAUAACAGUACUUCUCAGCAGUCAAGGCCAUCAGUGCCACCAUCACAAUCUUCAUCGGCUUCUACGCAGAAUAAUCAUUCCCACUCACAGGAUUCUGGUUCUACGGGUAGGACAUCAGGGGCGUCCACAGCUCACCCUCCGAAUUCUAUGUCAUUGCGUUGGGAUCAGCAAACCAUUCAAUUUUCUCUCAAUGCUUGGGUAUGCUAAAUUCUGUUUUGUUAUUGGGAUUGAUGCAUGCAAAAGUAUUUUGGGGAAGAUAGUCCAACAGAAAUCGUGUCGUCAAGAUCUAUCUAGCUGUAAAUAUCUUUGGAUUUCCUCCAUCAAGCAAUUACUAUUGUUAGCUCGUUCCACAACAUUACCUAUAUCAGAUAUCAAUGACAUGUUGUGUGAUACAGGUUGCGACUAAUAUCUUUCUUUCUUGGCCAUGUAUUUGAUGUUUAUUGGUUAAUUUGUGCACCUGUAGCUGAGGUGUCUCCAGAUUUUUUGCUCAACAUGAACAUUCUUAGAAUAUGCACCAAAACUUAUAUUCUAUUUUUAAUUUGAUUAGUUUUAUUCAUCCGGCUUGGGAUGAUUCAUAAUCCUCUAUAUGAGGGGAAUUUUGGUUGGUGUUUAUAUUUGGCUGUUCAAAAAAACUGCUAAGCUUGCUGAGCAUUUUUCUAAUCAUCGCUUCCUUCAGAAUGUACGGGGAUCCCAUAAUUGCCUCACAGCUUCUUCAUUCCAGGUUGAAUGGUAUUUGAGAGAGAUCUAGAGUCAUGGAAUCGACGUUGCUUGCAUCUUUAUUGUUGAGGAGUGCUGAGUGUGCCUGUUUGUUUGAAUUCGAAAUUAAACAUGAGACUGGUAUUGUUCAUUUGUGGUUGAGUUAGGAAAGCUUGCGACCCUUGCUUCUUUUGUUGGAAGUUACAACUCUAUUAUUUUUAAAUUUCUUUUCUCCUUUUGGGUCUAGGAAAUGUGGCUUUUGCUGAGCUGGUGUGAUUUACCGCUGCUUAGUAGCUUUUUUU